GGCAGUCUCCGCAUACCAUGGGGAGAUAGACGCUACUGCCUUUGAUUGGCCUUGGCCCUCACAACUCUAAAAAGAAACAGGAUCUUGAUAAACUCUAUGAGCUGAAGUCCAAAGCACGGCAGAUUAUGAACCAGUUUGGCCCCUCAGCCCUAAUCAACCUCUCCAAUUUCUCAUCUAUAAAACCGGAACCAGCCAGCACCCCUCCACAAGGCUCCAUGGCCAAUAGCACUACUGUGGUAAAGAUACCAAGCACUCCUGGCACAGGAGGUCGACUCAGUCCUGAAAACAACCAGGUAUUAACGAAGAAGAAAUUGCAAGACUUGGUAAGAGAAGUGGAUCCCAAUGAACAGUUGGAUGAAGAUGUAGAGGAGAUGCUGCUACAGAUUGCCGACGAUUUCAUUGAGAAUGUAGUGACAGCAGCCUGCCAGCUUGCCAGGCAUCGCAAGUCCAGCACCCUAGAGGUGAAAGAUGUCCAGUUGCACCUAGAGCGCCAGUGGAACAUGUGGAUCCCAGGUUUUGGCUCAGAAGAAAUUCGACCCUACAAAAAAGCUUGCACCACAGAAGCUCACAAACAGAGAAUGGCAUUGAUCCGGAAAACAACCAAGAAAUAACAUACGGAGAGGUCGGGAAAUGGACAACAGUGCAUUUGGAAUUUGGAGAUACUUGAGCUGAGGCCUCAGCCAUCUCAUCCGUGGAGUGUUUUUUUAAAUGCUUUACAGAGAAGCAUAUAUUUUUUAUUAACAGUGCAGCAAUAUCUAUAAUGACUGAGAGGAUCUGCCAAAAGAAUAAAGCCUCCUACCCCAACUUCCAGUCCCUCUUGCCUGCCGUCUCAAAGAGGUGGAAUAUAUCUUCCAGAGAAGAUUUUUCUUUGUGAUUUAUUAUAUAAGUGAUUGAAUAUGGAACAAAGCAUUAUGGUCUUUUUGGUGAGACAGUAUUAGCAGGACAUACAGAGGUUUUUGUUUCCUCCUUUCCUCGCCCUUCCUUGUACUUUGUAAUGUCAGUGUUUAUAUGACUAUGACUUUCAUUUGCUUUUACAGAAUAAAGAAGUUAUUAAU
This is a messenger RNA of Elephantulus edwardii (Cape elephant shrew), 1055 nucleotides long. RefSeq names its product transcription initiation factor TFIID subunit 12-like. The transcript has 6 exons. The coding region runs from base 126 to 611 and encodes 161 amino acids. Gene Ontology annotation, biological process: RNA polymerase II preinitiation complex assembly; DNA-templated transcription initiation. Gene Ontology annotation, cellular component: SAGA complex; transcription factor TFIID complex; SLIK (SAGA-like) complex. The record is from RefSeq and is a predicted model, not a curated record. Lineage: Eukaryota; Metazoa; Chordata; Mammalia; Macroscelidea; Macroscelididae. Gene Ontology annotation, molecular function: protein heterodimerization activity; DNA binding; TBP-class protein binding.